This is a messenger RNA of Manis pentadactyla (Chinese pangolin), 2513 nucleotides long. It is a transcript of the gene DCAF12L2, whose product is annotated as DDB1 and CUL4 associated factor 12 like 2. Bases 277 to 1650 code for a protein of 457 amino acids. The record is from RefSeq and is a predicted model, not a curated record. Gene Ontology annotation, molecular function: protein binding. Gene Ontology annotation, cellular component: Cul4-RING E3 ubiquitin ligase complex. Lineage: Eukaryota; Metazoa; Chordata; Mammalia; Pholidota; Manidae. The transcript has a single exon.
CCUCGGCUCCCGCCGCCCCGCCGGCCGCACUUUCCGCCCUCGCCUAUACCCGCGCCACCCCCGCGCUCCACUCCCUCCGGCCCGCGUGCCUCGACCGGCCCCGCCGCCCUAGCCUCCGUCGCAGCCGCCGCCGCCGCGCUCCGGACUCGGCAGGCUGCACACCCCGCGGUCGCUCCAGCCUCCUGGUCCCCGAGAGCCCGCGCUCCCGGCGCCGCCGCCACGGCCAAGGGGGCCACGCGCAGCCAAAGCGCCGCCGCCUCUCGCCCACCGCCCACCAUGGCCCAGCAGCAAACAGGUAGCAGGAAGCGGAAAGCGCUCGCGCUCCAGGAGGGCGCCUCGAACUCAGCAGCAGCGGCGGACGGAGGGGGGCCGCUGCUGCCCAAAAAGAAGCGGCGGGCGGCGCAGAACUCGCUGGUGCACUACCUGAAGGACCGCGAGGUGGGCGCUGGCGGCGCGGGGCGCGCGGUCUCCGAGGGCCAGCUGCGCGCCUACGCGGUGCAGAAGCUGCCCGAGCUGCUGAGGGAGCGCGAGCUGACCCUGGGCACCCUCAACAAGGUGUUCGCGUCGCAGUGGCUGAACGCCAGGCAGGUGGUGUGCGGCACCAAGUGCAACACGCUCUGCGUGGUGGACGUGCAGUCAAGCCAGGUCACGCGCAUCCCGCUUAUGCGGGACCGGGGUCCGGGGCCGGCGCGCGCCCAGCCGAGUUGCGGUAUCCACGCCAUCGAGCUGAACCCUUCCAAGACACUUCUGGCCACCGGGGGCGAGAACCCCAACAGCCUGGCUGUCUACCGGCUGCCCACCCUGGACCCCGUGUGCCUGGGCGACCGCCACGGCCACAAGGAUUGGAUCUUCGCCAUCGCCUGGAUGAGCGACACAGUGGUCGUGAGCGGUUCCCGCGACGGCACUGUGGCGCUGUGGCGGAUGGACCCCGACGUGAUCAGUGGCAGCGUCGCCUGGCACAACGACGCGGGGUUCCCGGUGUAUGCCCACAUCCGUCCUAAGGACGUGGAGUCCAUCCCCAGGGCCAACACCAACCCUAGUAGCCGCAAGGUGCGGGCCCUGGCCUUCAGCGGCAAGAACCAGGAGCUGGGAGCGGUGUCCCUGGACGGCUACUUCCACCUGUGGAAAGCCCGGAGCACCCUGUCCAGGCUGCUGUCCAUCAGGCUGCCCUACUGCCGGGAGAACGUGUGCCUGACUUACUGCGAUGAGUUGUCGCUCUACGCGGUGGGCUCCCAGUCUCACGUCUCCUUCCUGGAUCCGCGCCAGCGCCAGCAUAACAUCCGGCCCCUGUGCUCGCGAGAGGGCGGCACAGGUGUGCGCUCGCUGAGCUUCUAUGAGCGCAUCAUCACCGUGGGCACGGGCCAUGGCGCCCUGCUCUUCUAUGACGUUCGCGCCCAGAAGUUUCUGCAGGAGGGGUUCUCGGCCAGCCUGGACUCCUCUCCCGGGCCCGCCCAGAGGAAGCUCAAGCUCACCUGUGGCAGAGGUUGGCUCAACCACGAUAACCUGUGGGUGAACUACUAUGGUGGCGUUGACGAGUUCCCCAACGCGCUCUACACCCACUGCUACAACUGGCCCGAGAUGAAGCUCUUCGUGGGUGGGGGGCCUCUGCCCUCCGGCCUCCACGGGAACUAUGCAGGCCUCUGGAGCUGAGGAUGCUUCUCUGUUCUGAGAGCCCAGGUUUACCUUCAGUCUCCUCCUCUUCCUUCUUCACGCUGUUUGUGCUUUUAACUCUGUGGACUUUUGUCUUCCAAGUGGAAAGGGUCCAACUUAACCUGUGCUUAGUAUGUAUGAGGCAGAGAGAAAGCAGAAGUGGUCAUUUGGGCAGUCAAAGCAUGGUUUAAGAAUUUUCUGCACCUCCUCUAAAUUUCAUCUUUUUGUCCUUACAAAGAAUUUUGGCUAAUCUUUGCAUUCUCCGAGUGAUUCACAUGUGCUCUUUGGGCUGAUGCAGUCAUUUCUCCCACUACAAUUCAGUACUUUAUUUUACUAGUAUUUCAACAGUAUGAUCGAGUCUUUUACGUAUUUCAGAUGUGUGGUAAUUUGGGAAAAUGUGUGUUGAAAAGUGUAAUUGGGGUUGGUCUGAGGAACUACCCAUCAUACAGCAAGGCAGGUUUAUAGCCCUGCUCCAAUUAGUGCAUUUCAAGUUCUAGAUUGCCAUCAUUUGGGGCUUGUUUCAUUUGGAUGUUGGAAACUCAGUGUUUGUUGUUUGUAUGUUUUUGGUACAUAAAAUACUUCAAAAAUAUGUUUUUGUAAGAAAUCUCACAAUGACAUUCAUUCUAUUAAUCACAAUUUUGAUUUAUUCAAUAAAAUUUAGCAUCAAUACCCCCAGGCCCUUAGUCUUCUUGUUUAAAGCUGCUGUAUUAUGGCCUUCUUUCUUGGGUGGCAUUUAUGCUACAGAUUUUCAGAGGUAAUCAAAACUGGCCAAUAUAUGGCAGGACAAUCAAGUAGGUACUUUUUGUAGUAAACAUUUCUUUAAACUUUAGGUAACACUAUCCAGACAGCCAUUUACAAAGAAA